GAAACUUCAGUUCUCGGCAUCCUGUUUUUCUGGGUUUUGUGCCUCUCUGCCUCGCCACAAUGAAGACGUUUGAUGCGAACGACUUGUAUCAGGGGCAGAAUUUCAACAAGGUCCUCAGCUCCUUGGUGACUCUAAAUAAAGUAACAGCAGACAUUGGCCUGGGAAGUGACUCCGUGUGUGCCCGGCCCUCAUCUCACCGGAUAAAGUCCUUCGACUCCCUGGGAUCCCAGCCUUCGCACUGCCGGACUUCAAAAUUGUUCCAGGGCCAGUACCGGAGCUUGGACAUGACGGAUAACAGCAGCAGUCAGCUGGUAGUACGAGCCAAGUUUAACUUCCAGCAGACGAAUGAAGACGAGCUCUCCUUCUCGAAAGGAGAUGUCAUCCACGUCACGCGAGUGGAGGAGGGGGGCUGGUGGGAGGGCACGCACAACGGCAGGACCGGCUGGUUCCCCAGCAACUACGUGCGCGAGGUCAAGUCCAGCGAAAAGCCCGUGUCACCCAAAUCCGGAGCCUUGAAGAGCCCUCCCAAAGGAUUUGAUACGACUGCCAUUAACAAAAGCUAUUAUAAUGUGGUGCUACAGAACAUUUUGGAAACAGAAAAUGAGUAUUCUAAAGAACUCCAGACUGUGCUUUCAGCCUAUCUACGGCCACUGCAGACCAGUGAGAAGUUGAGUUCGGCAAACACUUCACAUUUAAUGGGAAAUCUAGAAGAGAUAUGUUCUUUCCAGCAGAUGCUCGUACAGUCUUUAGAAGAAUGCACCAAGGUGCCGGAAGCUCAGCAGAGAGUCGGAGGCUGCUUUCUAAACCUGAUGCCGCAGAUGAAGACCCUGUACCUUGCGUACUGCGCCAACCACCCGUCGGCAGUGAGCGUCCUCACGGAGCACAGUGAGGAGUUGGGAGAGUUCAUGGAGAUGAAGGGCGCCAGCAGCCCGGGCAUCCUCGUGCUGACCACCGGCCUCAGCAAGCCGUUCAUGCGUCUGGACAAGUACCCUGCGCUGCUCAAGGAGCUGGAGAGACACAUGGAGGAUUAUCAUCCAGAUAGACAAGACAUUCAGAAAUCUAUGACCGCCUUCAAAAACCUUUCCGCCCAGUGCCAGGAGGUGCGGAAGCGGAAAGAACUGGAGCUGCAGAUCCUGACGGAGGCCAUCCGGAGCUGGGAGGGGGACGACAUCAAGACCCUGGGCAGCGUCAUUUACAUGUCCCAGGUCCUGAUUCAGUGUGCCGGGAGCGAGGAAAAGAAUGAAAGAUACCUUCUACUCUUCCCAAAUAUUUUGCUAAUGUUGUCUGCCAGUCCUAGGAUGAGUGGUUUUAUAUAUCAGGGAAAGCUGCCAACGACAGGAAUGACGAUCACAAAGCUUGAGGACAGUGAAAAUCAUAGAAACGCGUUUGAAAUAGCAGGGAGCAUGAUUGAGCGGAUCUUGGUGUCCUGCAACAACCAGCAGGACCUCCACGAGUGGGUGGACCACCUGCAGAAGCAAACGAAGGUCACGUCUGUGGGAAACCCCACCAUCAAGCCUCACUCUGUGCCGUCUCAUACUCUCCCCUCCCACUCCAUCACCCCGUCCAGCAAGCACGCUGACAGCAAGCCAGUGCCGCUGACGCCCGCCUACCACACGCUGCCCCACCCCUCCCACCAUGGCACCCCUCACACCACCAUCAACUGGGGUCCCCUGGAGCCUCCGAAGACCCCCAAGCCAUGGAGCCUGAGCUGCCUGCGACCCGCACCCCCACUCCGGCCCUCGGCGGCUCUCUGCUACAAGGAGGAUCUCAGUAAGAGCCCCAAGACCAUGAAGAAGCUGCUCCCCAAGCGCAAACCUGAGCGGAAGCCUUCGGAUGAGGAGUUCGCCCUGAGGAAAAGCACGGCUGCGCUGGAGGAAGACGCCCAGAUUCUGAAAGUCAUCGAGGCUUACUGCACAAGCGCCAAAACGCGGCAGACGCUCAAUUCAACAUGGCAAGGCACUGACCUGAUGCAUAAUCACGUCUUGGCUGACGACGACCAGUCAAGCCUAGACUCCCUGGGUCGUCGCAGCAGCCUUUCCCGCUUGGAGCCUUCAGACCCCUCGGAAGACUCUGACUAUGACAGUAUAUGGACAGCCCAUAGUUACAGGAUGGGUUCUACAUCUCGUUCUCGCAAAGAGUCAGCACCACAGGUUCUGCUUCCCGAGGAAGAGAAGAUCAUAGUGGAGGAGACGAGGAGUAACGGGCAGACGGUGAUAGAAGAAAAGAGCCUCGUUGACACUGUGUACGCGCUGAAGGACGAGGUCCAGGAGUUAAGGCAGGACAACAAGAAGAUGAAGAAGUCUCUGGAGGAGGAGCAGCGAGCCCGCAAGGACCUGGAGAAGCUGGUGCGGAAAGUUCUCAAGAACAUGAACGACCCUGCUUGGGAUGAGACCAACCUCUGAGGGGCGUCCUCGCCUCUUUCCUGAAGACCAGUCACGGCCGGCCAGAGCCCCGGGACCCCGUGGUGCGACAUUUGGGGCCGCAGGGCGGGGCUGGACCAACGCCCACCUGCGUUCUGUGCGAGGAAAGCCGGAGUCCGACUCGUGCAGAGCACGGCCACGCCGUUCUGAAGCAUCGUGAGGUAGAGACACUGAGGGCCGGACGGUGAGACUCCUGCUCUGCUGACGCCUCCGUACCUCGUUUUGCAAUAAGCACGGCGACGGACUGCAAGCCUGGUCUGUCAGGCCUCGUGGAAUAUACAUAAAUGUCACGCACGCGUUUCCUGUAAAUGCUCUCUUCUGAAUGCAUAUCCGUGGUGGUUGAAUCUGGGCCUUUGCUGGUGCCAGAAUCUCCUUCCACCAGGCUCAGUGGUCCCGCGCACGGGGGGGUUGAGCUCAGGCACCCGGGAGUCCGGCGUGUCUCCCUGCGGGGGCGCAGGUGAUUCGGGGAGACGCCUGGUUGUCCAGCCCCGCGUGUCCGUGGGGCUCUGAGACACUUACCACGCCAGCCUGGCCGGGCAGUUCACCUCGUUGGUACCUGCACGAUGCCGUCAUCCCACAUGAAAGUCCCCAGGGAAGGCAGUGUCGCAGGCGGCGGUGCGCAGGGCUCUGGGCCUCAGCCCCGGACCGGAGGAGCCAUGCCCGCCGCCAGGUGCUCAGCGGCAGGUGCGCCCGCCCCUGACAUGGUGAGCUUCGGAGCGCGUCCCCCGCUGGGGAUCAGAGGACCUGACGUGUGGGGUGGUCUGACGCUUGACAGGGCCCACAGCUUUGCCCUCCCCCGAGAGGGCGAGCUUCACUGGAGCCUGUAAAUAACAUGUGCUAUUUAUCCACAUCGCUGGGGCCUGAGGACCCGAGGCAGGCUGGGCGCUGUUCCUCUGAGGCCUGCUCCGCCCUCAGGCGCCUGCGGCUGCAGGGAGGUACUUUCGCUCUGGCAGGAACAAAGCAAUAAACGUCUCAGAUUCCCCUCGGUGAGGGAAGUUGAAACGCAGGCCCCUCCCUCCCAGCCCCGCCGCCACGUCCAGAUGGCAGAGGAGAUGGGGGAGACCCCUCUGGGCUGGGGCUCCAGGACCCUCCGUGUCCAGUCAGGAAACC
Vicugna pacos (alpaca) is the source of this 3530-nucleotide messenger RNA. RefSeq names its product Rho guanine nucleotide exchange factor 7 (gene ARHGEF7). The record is from RefSeq and is a predicted model, not a curated record. Lineage: Eukaryota; Metazoa; Chordata; Mammalia; Artiodactyla; Camelidae. Gene Ontology annotation, molecular function: protein binding; guanyl-nucleotide exchange factor activity. Gene Ontology annotation, biological process: lamellipodium assembly. Gene Ontology annotation, cellular component: lamellipodium; cytoplasm.